AUGGAAGCAAAAAUUGUCUCAUUGUCCUUAAUGUUAGUACUCCUAACUCUAGCUACAUCCAUAGAGGCCUCAAAGUACCAGUUCUUAAAGCUCAAAGAAACCAACAUGGUGUUCUACAUGCAAGACUGGGAGACAGGCCUCAAUGCCACAGUGUUCCCCGUUGUUGGCAUCCCUAACAAGCCAUGGCAAGUCACUAGGUUUGGUACAGUCAUGGCCAUUGAUGACAAGGUGACAGUGGCUAUUGAAAGGAACUCAUCCCAGGUUGGAAGGCUUCAAGGCAUUUACGUGAACUUGGCAUUGGACCUAGGAUGCACGGACACGAAGGAGUACAAUGGUAGCACCCUUGAAAUACAAGGAGCAGACAGGUUCUACCAAAAGUAUAAGGAGGUAUCAGUGAUUUCAGGAACUGGAAUAUUUAGGUUGGCUCGUGGUUAUGCUAUUCUACAGACUGUUUAUUAUGAUGUACCCAAGGGUAAUGCAAUCAUCAGGUGGAAUCUCACUGUUUUUCAUUACUAA
Quercus robur (English oak) is the source of this 516-nucleotide messenger RNA. Its product is annotated as dirigent protein 22-like. The record is from RefSeq and is a predicted model, not a curated record. NCBI's taxonomy places the organism in Eukaryota, Viridiplantae, Streptophyta, Magnoliopsida, Fagales, Fagaceae. The transcript is spliced from 2 exons. Bases 1 to 516 code for a protein of 171 amino acids.